Molecule: messenger RNA, 2937 nt
Organism: Saccharomycodes ludwigii
Lineage: Eukaryota; Fungi; Ascomycota; Saccharomycetes; Saccharomycodales; Saccharomycodaceae
Gene: SUL2
Product: sulfate permease
Exons: 1
Coding region: 1-2937 (978 amino acids)
Biological process (GO): transmembrane transport
Cellular component (GO): membrane
Molecular function (GO): secondary active sulfate transmembrane transporter activity
Source: RefSeq, a predicted model, not a curated record
AUGUCCUCAAAUAAUAUUGAGUCUCAGGGCGAGCAGUACAGUUUGCACGAAGGUGGUAGAAGUGAUAGAAAUGUGACAGAUUUAAAUUCUAUUCAAGAAUCGGAUUUUGAGAACGAGCUACAAGGCUUGGAACGUGAAUAUACAACUUUCAAGAAUAAUGAACACGAAAAUAUUGACAAACAUGUAAAUAACAACAGUGGUGUUAACUCCAGUAGCAACAACAAUGGUAACAAUCCCUUUAAAUACGACUCUAUAAACCAUUCUAACGCAAAAACCUCUUCUGCAGAUUAUAGUAACGAUUUAGAUCAGGGUGGUAGUUCAAUACCGGAACAUCUAUAUGUGCGUGAUUAUCAAGAAAGCGAAAUCAGUAUUAAAAACUACUAUGAGAGGACCAUAGCCCCAAACAUGACAUUUAAAAGCGUUGGUAACUACUUUUUAAGUCUAUUUCCCAUAUUAAAGUGGAUGCCUCAUUACAAUAUUACUUGGUUUGUUGCUGAUUUGGUUGCUGGUAUUACUGUUGGUUGUGUUUUGGUUCCACAAUCCAUGUCAUAUGCUCAAGUGGCCACGCUACCAGCUCAGUACGGGUUGUACUCCAGUUUUAUUGGUGCUUUCAUCUACUGUUGUUUUGCCACUUCAAAAGAUGUUUGUAUUGGUCCAGUUGCGGUUAUGUCGUUGGAAACAGCCAAGGUCAUUGCCAGAGUUACAGAGAAAUUACCAGCGGAUACUGAGAUAACAGCACCUGUCAUUGCUACUGUUUUGUCUAUGUUAUGUGGUGUUAUUUCCCUUGGCUUGGGUUUGCUAAGGUUGGGGUUUUUGGUCGAAUUAAUUUCCUUAAACGCGGUUGCUGGAUUUAUGACUGGUUCUGCCUUGAACAUUGUUGCCGGCCAGGUUCCUGCUUUAAUGGGAUAUAAUAGCAAAGUUAACACUAGACAGGCUACAUACUUGGUCAUCAUAGACACUUUAAAGUGUUUACCGGAUUCUAACAUCAAUGUUUGCUUUGGCUUGAUUCCAUUGGUUAUUUUAUACCUUUGGAAAUUUACUUGUUCGACUUGGGGUCCAAUGUUGAUUACCAAACUGAAACUAACUGGUAGAAAAAAGUUUUUUGCUGAUAAAUUCUUUUUUUAUGCCCAAACCGUGAGAAACGCAGUGGUCAUCAUUGUUUUCACUUUGAUUUCCUGGGGAUGUUGGAGAAGUAAUAAAAAUACAAAUGUUAAAAUGUUGGGUACGGUUCCUGCCGGUUUGAAAGACGUCGGUGUCAUGAAGUACCCGCCCGGAUUAGCCACUAAAAUCGCACCCAACUUACCUGCAAGUGUUAUUGUUUUGUUGUUAGAGCACAUCUCUAUUGCUAAGUCUUUUGGUAGGAUUAAUAAUUAUAAAGUUGUCCCUGAUCAGGAAUUGGUUGCCAUUGGUGUUGCCAACUUGGUUGGAACUUUUUUCAACGCAUACCCUGCCACCGGUUCUUUCAGUAGGUCUGCUUUGAAAGCUAGAUGUCAGGUGCGUACUCCAUUCAGUGGUGUUUUCACAGGUGCUUGUGUUUUGUUAGCUCUUUAUUGUUUCUCUAAGGCCUUUUAUUUCAUUCCAAAGGCCACGUUGUCUGCUGUUAUUAUUCAUGCUGUUUCAGGUUUGGUUGCCUCUUACAAGGUUACUUGGAAUUUCUGGAAAGUCAGUCCAUUGGAUUUUUUGGCAUUUAUUAUAACUGUUUUCAUCACUGUUUUUGCCAGUAUUGAAGAUGGUAUUUAUUUUGCCAUGUGUUGGUCAUGUGCCCUAUUGUUAUUUAAAGUCGCCUUUCCAUCUGGGAAAUUCUUGGGUAGAGUUCAAAUUGCCGAAGUUUUAAAUCCAAAAAUAAUCAAAGUGGAUUCAGGUGAAUACAAUAAUGAUAGUGACGACAGCAAUGGAUUUAAUACAGGUAGCGAUAUUAUUAUUGAAGAAACAAUUAAUGUCGGUAAUAGUGGUGAUAAAUUUGAAAAAAAAGAUGGGGGAAAUUACCAAGAAGUAUCAACAUCGAAACAAGGUGAAUCAAGUGGUGGUAAGGGUUCUAAGGACUUUGAUGAUUACAGUAUUGUUAAUAGAAACAGAGUGGUUUAUCACACAAAAUGGGUCCCAUUGGAUCCUAAAUACACAAGGGAACUUAAUCCUGACGUUAAAGUUAUGCCACCGCCACCAGGUGUUAUAGUUUAUAAACCAAAUGAAAGUUGGACUUACAUUAAUUGUUCUAGACAGUAUGAUAUUAUUUUUGACCGUAUUAAGAAAUUGACUAGGAGAGGUCAGUUGGUUGAGCACACUUCUCCAAAUGAUCGGCCGUGGAAUGAUCCCGGUGAGUGGCACCCACCUCAAAUUUUCAAAAAAUUUGGUAGAAAUAAAUCAGCUAAUUCCGUUUCAGCUGCUUCUGUCUCCAAUUCCGCCACUCAAGUGUUUAGUAAAUUGUGGAGGAAAAAGGCUAACAUCAACAAGGAUUUUGAUGAAGAUAACUUGUAUAAUGAACCGCAAGAGCCAAUUGAAGAUGAAGUGGUUGAGGGGACGCCUUAUGAAAGUGAAAAUGAUAACGACAAUAGGCCGAUACUGAAAGUUUUAGCACUUGAUUUUUCUAAUGUUAACCAAAUAGAUGCAACAGGGAUCCAAUCUUUGGUCGAUCUAAGAAAUGCAGUUAAUAGGUAUGCUGAUAGACAAGUUGAAUUUCAUUUUUCUGGGAUAAUAUCGCCAUGGAUUAAAAGAGGGUUAAUAGGCUCUGGAUUUGGCACUAUUAAUGAUGAAUUUUCCAAUCAAUCUUUAAUAUACGGACACACUAGUUAUCAUAUUGUGAAUAGUAGUUAUUCAAAGCAACGUUUUGACAAUAAUAAUGAUAUUGAAACACAAGCAGUAGGAUAUGAUCCUGCUACGGGCAUUAAUACGCCCUUUUUCCACAUUGAGACUCCGGACUUUAGUCAAUGGGAUAUUUAA